Hermetia illucens (black soldier fly) is the source of this 1201-nucleotide messenger RNA. Its product is annotated as procathepsin L-like. Bases 123 to 1166 code for a protein of 347 amino acids. Gene Ontology annotation, cellular component: lysosome. The transcript has 3 exons. Gene Ontology annotation, molecular function: cysteine-type endopeptidase activity. NCBI's taxonomy places the organism in Eukaryota, Metazoa, Arthropoda, Insecta, Diptera, Stratiomyidae. The record is from RefSeq and is a predicted model, not a curated record.
CAGAAAAACUAUAUAAGACCAAAGCAAAUGGUGUGGGGCGCUUUCACAGAAAUUCGCCUCUUAAAUAUGUUAGACUCUCUAGUGGUCGUUUAGAUAUACAUUUAGUGAUUCUAGAAGACAAAAUGAAAAUCAUUUUAGUUUUACUGGCGACAGUAGCGCUAAGCGCUUCUAAUCUGCAAUUGGUAUCAGAAUGGAAUACGUUCAAGAGACGACACAACAAACAAUACAAACCUAUGGAGGAUGUAAUGCGGAAGAACAACUACUACCGAAAUAAGGAACGGAUAGCAUCUCAUAACUUCUUGUACAACCAAGGAGUAUUCAACUUCAAACUAGGCAUUAAUCAAUUCGCCGAUUGGACUGAACAAGAAUUCUACAACAUCUUCCAAUCGGCUCCGUCGACUUCUUACACAUACCACAACACAACCGAUCGCUGGAUAGGAGGGUCCUUUAGUAAAGACACUUACGGUUGGAAGGAGCGCGACAAGAGGCAGGCCACCAAAUAUUUCUCCAAAGAUUGGCGAACAGAAAGAGCUGUGAACCCGAUCCGAGACCAGACAGUUCUAGGGAAGUCACAAUGUAACGCAGGAUGGGCUUUCGCAACUGUCGCUGCUUUGGAAGCACAUGAUUCCAAAUAUCCUUCCGGAUUGCAACAAUUUUCCGAACAAAAUCUAAUCGAUUGCAUCUCCAGAGAAAUCGGUUGUGGCGGUAUGACACCGAGGAAUGGGUUUGAGUAUGUCCUGGACAAAGGAAACAUUAACAAACUAAGCAAGUAUCCUUAUGAAGGCGGUGCAAAGGAAUGUCGAUAUGAUGAGGAAGACUACGGGACGUCUGGAAUUCAAAUCGUGAACGUUAUGCCCAUGAAUGAGGAUCAAUUAUUGGAAACAGUGGCUGAAGAAGGCGUUGUCGUUGUUGGUUUUGAUCCUUUGAAUUUUUCGUUCAUGUUCUAUGCAUCGGGAAUCUAUGACGAGCGCAGAUGCAAGCAAGGAAUUUCAAAUCAGCUGCAUUACAUGAAUAUUGUUGGCUUUGAAGAUGAUCCUGAAGCUGGAAAGUACUGGAUUGUGAGAAACUCUUUUGGAACAUCAUGGGGUGAAUCGGGGUACAUGAGGGUACCAAGGGACGCUAACAUUUGUGGAAUAGCAUAUCAACCGAUAUAUUUGAUUGUUUAGUCUAUAAGUGUAUUUCUGUAAAUAUAGAAAACUGA